AUGAAACAAACGAUCCUCGAUGCCAAUUUUCCCUUCACGGCCGACCGAAGAACCUAUCAUGUUGCGCUCAAACACGGCGAGGUAGCCAAUCGAAUCCUAACAGUAGGCGAUCAUGUACGGGCUAGAAGGAUUGCCAAGUUCUUAGACCAGAGCCCGAAGGUCUUUGAGCUCACUAGUCAGCGUGGAUUUACUACGUUUACGGGUUGCUACUUGGGCGUACCAGUCUCGAUUGUUGCAAUCGGUAUGGGCUAUCCCAUGAUAGAUUUUUUCGUAAGAGAAGUCCGGGCGGUAGUGACGGGAGACUUAAUAAUCAUUCGUCUGGGUUCCUGUGGCACGCUGGUACCUGAGAUCCCGGUUGGAAGAGUGGUAGUCUGUUCAAGUAGCUUAGCCAUCUGGACGAAUUAUGAUUAUUUUCAACUGUCAGAUCAAGAAAGGGAGAAUUCGAAAGGAACUCCGGCUGGAUCACCGUAUCUGAUGAGCCGGCCGAUUGGGUGUGACCAAACACUGCAUGAUGCAUUAUACGAAAACUUAGAGAAGACUGUCGAUCAAGGGCUUGUCUCAUCGGGUGCAUUGCAUUCAUCUGCAGAUACGUUCUACGCUGGACAGGGGAGAUUGGAUUCCAAUUUUAUGGACCACAACCAUGGCUUAUUAGAUUCUCUCUCGAAACUCAACCCAUCACCGGUAACCCUAGAAAUGGAAACCACGCAUCUGUUCCAUUUAGCUGCGAUCAACCAACAUAAGUCGAACCAACCUGCUGAUGAGCCCAAGUCAGAUCCCAGUAGCUUCUGUCAAGGGAAAGGGCAAAUUCGGGUUGCAGCUGCUCAUAUCACAUUUGCUGGACGAAUCAGCGGUGACUUUAUUGAGCCCAAAGAAGUAGAAAAACUGGAAUUUCAAGCAGGAAAAGGAUGUUUAGAAACUCUGAUCAAUCAGCAGGUUGAUCCGGCUAAUUUACAUCCCGUAGAAGACAGUGUUUGGUCUUGCUAA
Molecule: messenger RNA, 984 nt
Organism: Puccinia graminis f. sp. tritici CRL 75-36-700-3
Lineage: Eukaryota; Fungi; Basidiomycota; Pucciniomycetes; Pucciniales; Pucciniaceae
Exons: 7
Coding region: 1-984 (327 amino acids)
Biological process (GO): uridine catabolic process
Cellular component (GO): cytosol
Molecular function (GO): uridine phosphorylase activity
Source: RefSeq, a predicted model, not a curated record